Messenger RNA from Ictalurus punctatus (channel catfish), 1739 nucleotides. It is a transcript of the gene snai2, whose product is annotated as snail family zinc finger 2. NCBI's taxonomy places the organism in Eukaryota, Metazoa, Chordata, Actinopteri, Siluriformes, Ictaluridae. Gene Ontology annotation, molecular function: DNA-binding transcription factor activity, RNA polymerase II-specific; RNA polymerase II cis-regulatory region sequence-specific DNA binding. The record is from RefSeq and is a predicted model, not a curated record. The transcript is spliced from 3 exons. Bases 149 to 943 code for a protein of 264 amino acids. Gene Ontology annotation, biological process: regulation of DNA-templated transcription.
AUGGCGCUGUAGAGGCGCUGUGGAAGUUUUUCCGCCUGGGUGGAGGAUAUGCGUGUGUGUCGGAGUGCGCUGUGAGGAUUUAACCUGCUGCGGGGGAUUUCGGCUUUUCCGUUACAUUCUCCUUCUUGUGGUGGAAAACAGGUCCAAGAUGCCGCGCUCGUUCCUCGUCAAAAAGCACUUCAACUCCGCCAAGAAGCCGAACUACAGCGAGCUGGACUGUCCGGCAGCGUUCGUGUCUCAGCAGCUCCUCAAAAGCCUGGUGAUGCCCGUGAUCCCGCAGCCCGAGGUGUUGAGCCCGGUGAUGUACAGUCCGAUCACCAUGUGGACGGCGAGCGAGUCUCCGCUGUCACCGCUUCCCACUGACCUCUCGCCCGUGUCGGGAUACCCGUCGCCCAAAGACAGCCACGAGAUCCCGAGGAGCGACGAGGACGAGCACGAGCACGAGCAGCCGGCCUCCAUCACCAUCACCACCACCACCAGCAGCAGCAGCAGCGGCAACUCGGACGUGGCGGAAAAGUUCCACUGCGCCCUGUGCCACAAGUCGUACUCCACGUACGCGGGCCUGCUCAAGCACAAGCAGCUGCACUGUGACGUGCACGCACGCAAGGCCUUCAGCUGCAAGUACUGCGAGAAGGAGUACGUGAGCCUCGGCGCGCUCAAAAUGCACAUACGGACACACACGCUGCCGUGCGUCUGCAAGCUGUGCGGCAAGGCUUUCUCACGCCCGUGGCUUCUACAGGGACACAUCCGCACUCACACAGGCGAGAAGCCGUUCUCGUGUUCCCACUGCAGCCGGGCGUUCGCCGACAGAUCCAACCUCAGGGCCCACCUGCAGACGCACUCGGACGUGAAGAAGUACCAGUGCAAGAACUGCUCGAAAACCUUCUCCAGAAUGUCUCUCCUGCACAAGCACGAGGAGUCGGGAUGCUGCGUCGCCCACUGACCCCCAUCCCAAAUCCUCCCUCCCCCUCCCCCUUGGUUAGGGGGGGGGACUGCUCUGGAAAAUUCACGGUGCCUUUUUUUAAAAAAAAAAAAAAACAUUGCAAUUUCCGCACACAGUAUUCUUAAUUCCAGGGGCGCGUGUGACCGAGUGUUCAUUUUUUUUUUUCUUCUCUCUCUCUUAAAUCAUGCGCUCCGUCAUGUGCUUCCAAUUUGUAAACAGUAUUCCGACUGUUUUUUGGGCUUUUUUUUAAAAAAAAAAAAAAAGAAAAGAAAAAAGAAACAAAUCCUUUUGUGUACUGUAAGAAAAUGUUUACUGCUCCGUACUAUCAUAAGAACAGGAAACCUGCUCCUCCAGGACUUGAGCGAUAACCAAAGCCAAUUUAUUAUUAUUAUUAUUAUUAUUAUUAUUAUUAUUAUCCAUUCGUGGAUAUUUACCGGGAUGGCGAUGAACUUGUUCGUGCUGUUCUGCUCAACAGCAGGUGUAUGAUCAAAAGACCAAAGACUCAAGGACCACAAGCCAUCGUCGUAGAGGGAACAAGUGCAAAGUAUUUCACCUGCGAACGCAGCGAUCUACCACCAAGUGCUUUCUUUUUCUCAGAGACCCCCCCCCCCCCCCCCCCCCGCAAUCGAUUAUUAGUUUUUUUGAUACAUUAUUUGAAUGUAUGUGUGACUGAAAUGAUUGUAUAUUGUUCGUACGUAUGCAUUUAAGCCAAUAGAUGACGGUUUUUGUGCCUUUUUUUUAUACGCUCUAUGGAAAAAAAAAAAUAAAAAAAAGCUUCCUGUUGGUAUUUUUUAAA